Molecule: messenger RNA, 5568 nt
Organism: Anopheles stephensi (Asian malaria mosquito)
Lineage: Eukaryota; Metazoa; Arthropoda; Insecta; Diptera; Culicidae
Gene: zye
Product: mucin-2
Exons: 5
Coding region: 435-5303 (1622 amino acids)
Source: RefSeq, a predicted model, not a curated record
UAUUUAAGCUAUGUCCGGACGGACGCGCAUGCUUAGUCGGUCGUCACAAUUGAAGCUGUUCGUGUGGAACGACGUGGGACCACGGUACGGGAGAUAACUCUAGGUGUCUCGGUAGAGUGGAAGGAUUCACCAAAGGACUGUGCAGAAUAUGAUGUGAAUCCGAUCAGAUAUAGCAAGGCUUAGUGCUUAAACAGUGACUUAUGACAUUGGUAGUGGAUCUUGUGACAUGAUAUAAAUGAAGUUAAGUGUUUGUUGAAAACGGAUGCUUUAAUACAGUUUCGUGUGUGUUUGUGUCAUUAAGUGUGUAAACUAACUGGUGGAUCGAGUUAAGGGCUGACUUACAGUGAAGCGUAAUCUACAAACGAGAGCUCCAAGGAGCCUACAACAGCGCAUCCCUUCAACUAUAACGCCACUGAGUGGUUUACUGCUUCAAAAUGUUAGGAUUUCGAGCGGUCGGAAUCCUGCUGCUUGUUCAGCAGGCCAGCUUUUCCGUUGCGCAACUGUUUGGAGCUAGCCAGAAUGCGCUCGCACCGGUAGGAAACCAGCGAAACGUGCUCCGCCAGGGCGAUGGGGCCGGUGGCCACGAUCACACCCACAUCGAGACGAUCGAUGUGAAAUGUGAUCAGCGCAACGGCAUGCUCGUCACGGUACAGUUUGAGGAUGACUUUCGGGGUGUAAUCUACAGCCAGGGCUACCACAACGAUCCCAAGUGCCGAUACGUGCAGGCGAACCAGGGUGGCAAGCAGUUUACCUUCACCGUACCGUACGACCGGUGCGGCAGCAAGCCAUCCUGUGCCGUGUGUGCCUCGGUCGACAAUGUGCUCGUCAUACAGACGGACGAGGAAGUGCAGGAGGCCUGGGAUACAGCCCGACGCAUAUCCUGUAGCCAGAGCGAGCAGCAGCAGAACACGAUCAUUUUCAAGCCGUUCGUCGUCGACCAGCUGGAGGUGGUGAAUGUGCCUACCUCCACCGGUGGUGUCGAGUGUUGGAUGGACAUCCAGCGUGGGCUCUAUCCGAACAUUUCGCCCAUCCCGAGCAUCAUCAAAAUCGGCGAGGCGCUCAGUGUGCUGGUGUACUUGCGCGAUCCUAAAGGCGAAUACGACGUGUCGGUGAAGGAUUGCUAUGCGUUUGAUAGUCCCGAUUAUGAUGCGGCAUCGACUGCCCGGCUUCAGCUGUCGGACAAGAACGGAUGCUCGCGCAAGAAAAAACUUUUUGGGCUGUGGCAAAAGACGACGCAGACGGGCAGCUCGGGCGCUACAUUGGUAGUGCACAACAGCAUCAAAGCGUUCAAGUUCCCCGACCGUAUGCAGGUAUUCCUGAAGUGUGACAUCGAAAUCUGUCGCGGAGGCUGUGGACCACAGGUAUGUGCCGAGGAGAAUCUGAUCAGCACGGUUGAAACGUCUACCAGACGUCCAUCACCAACGCGCGGACGACCAACACAAACGACUUCGCUUGCUCCGGCUGUUCCAACGCGAGGACGUCGCCCACCGGUAACGCCGGUGCCAACCCAACCCGAAUAUACCGUCCCGGUAACGCAACCUCCACGACGCGGUACACGACCACCGCGCCCGGUAGAAACGACUCCGGCAACGGCUCCACCACGGCGCACUCGUCCACCAAAUACACGGGCACCUACGGUGGUGUCGACGACACAGUUUACAUGCUUGCCCGGUUCAACAGAUGAUCGCUGUAAUGAUGUGAUCGUCACUCAGCGUCCGGACUGUUCCCGCGGCUCGCGCGAUCCACGUUGUCGGUCUCGAGGCACACGACCGACACCAACGACCACCGAAACGACACCGGCCCCGCUUCGAUGCUUCCCCGGCUCAACGGAUCCUCGCUGCCCGACCACCUUCCGUCCAUCGGUACGCCCAACAAGGCCAGUACCAUCGCCUACAGCGCCACGCUUCUCAACCACUACUGAAGAGGACGAUGACAGCAUACCAAACUGUUUGCUACGAUCCAAUGACCCGCGGUGUGAAGAAGUAUCGAUCUUCUUGCCGGUUAUUCCUCAAGAGCAGGUGACUACAAAGCCACCGGUAGUACCCACUGUGCCAUCAGUAACGCCCAGUACGGCUUUGAACUGUUUCCCGGGCUCGAACGAUCCUCGCUGCAGAACGCCUGUACUUCGUUGUCCACCGGGAACGACCGAUCCUCGUUGUCCAGGAUUUGUUCGUCCACAAGAACCGAAGGAAACGGCCACAUAUUUACCACCAGUUGAUAAGCCUAACUGUUAUCCGGGAUCAACUGACCCACGCUGUCCGACGACUACCCGUCCGACACCCACCACUCAACCGCCACUGCGUUGCUAUCCAGGAUCUACUGAUCCACGGUGUCCGCAGACUACUCCUCGUCCAGUGCCAACGACCACUCCUGCUCCUCGAUGCUAUCCUGGAUCCAACGAUCCUCGAUGCCCUACUACACCUAGGCCAACACCUACUACUCAGCCACCUCUUCGCUGCUAUCCAGGCUCUAAUGAUCCUCGUUGCCCAACCACUCCUCGACCGGUUCCAACAACCACGCCAGCUCCUGUUUGCUAUCCCGGCUCAACAGAUCCUCGCUGUCCUAAACCAACGCCAACAACCCAGCCACCACUGCGUUGUUACCCAGGAUCUACUGAUCCUCGCUGCCCACAAACUACUCCACGUCCAGUGCCAACAACCACACCAGCUCCUCGCUGUUAUCCUGGAUCCAACGAUCCUCGAUGCCCAACCACUACAAGACCGGUUCCAACAACCACGCCAGCUCCAGUUUGCUAUCCUGGCUCAACUGAUCCGCGCUGCCCAAAACCAACUCCAACGACUCAGCCUCCCCUGCGGUGCUAUCCAGGAUCAACUGAUCCUCGUUGCCCACAAACAACACCUCGCCCAGUGCCAACCACAACACCUGUCCCACGUUGCUAUCCAGGAUCGACUGAUGCUCGAUGCCCGCAGACCACUCCGAGACCAGUGCCAACAACCACGCCAGCUCCGGUUUGCUACCCCGGUUCAACCGAUCCUCGUUGUCCAAAACCAACACCAACGACACAGCCACCACUGCGGUGCUACCCAGGGUCGACCGAUCUUCGCUGCCCACAGACAACGCCUCGUCCUGUACCCACAACAACACCACGUCCUGUCCCAACAACGACUCGUGCACCCGUUUGCUAUCCAGGAUCCACUGAUCCUCGCUGCCCUCAAACUACCACGCGUCCCGUACCUACAACUACUCCAGCUCUACGUUGUUAUCCUGGCUCGACCGAUCCUCGGUGUCCCCAGACAACUCCUCGCCCUAGUCCAAAGUGUUAUCCAGGUUCGCUUGACCCCCAGUGUUCUGACAAGCAGGAUUCGGAAACAUAUCUGCCUCCAGUGGAAGUUCCAAGGCCUACUACAACGCAGCGUCCAGCAUGCUAUCCAGGAUCGACCGACCCUCGAUGCCCGCAAACUACUCCUCGCCCAGUACCAACCACUACACCAGCUCCACGCUGUUAUCCAGGAUCGUCAGAUCCACGGUGCCCUCAAACUACACCCCGCCCAGUGCCAACAACUACACCAGCUCCUGUUUGCUAUCCGGGUUCAUCGGAUCCUCGCUGUCCAAAACCAACACCAACGACUCAGCCUCCACUGCGCUGCUACCCCGGAUCUACUGAUCCUCGAUGCCCGCAGACGACUCCACGACCGGUACCAACAACCACACCAGCACCAGUUUGUUAUCCAGGAUCUACUGAUCCACGGUGUCCUCAAACUACUCCUCGUCCAGUGCCAACCACUACACCAGCUCUACGAUGCUAUCCAGGCUCAAAUGAUCCUCGAUGCCCGACCACUCCAAGACCAACAACUACUCAGCCACCACUUCGCUGUUACCCAGGAUCGACGGAUCCUCGUUGCCCACAAACUACUCCUCGUUCAGUGCCAACCACUACACCUGCUCCUCGGUGCUACCCCGGCUCUAAUGAUCCUCGCUGCCCUACCACUCCUCGACCGGUUCCAACAACCACGCCAGCUCCUCGGUGCUAUCCUGGAUCCAACGAUCCUCGUUGCCCAACCACUCCAAGACCGGUUCCAACAACCACGCCAGCUCCGGUUUGCUAUCCAGGCUCAACUGAUCCUCGCUGCCCUAAACCAACACCAACAACCCAGCCACCACUGCGUUGUUACCCAGGAUCGACGGAUCCUCGUUGCCCACAAACUACUCCUCGUCCAGCGCCAACCACUACUCCUGCUCCUCGGUGCUAUCCUGGAUCCAACGAUCCUCGAUGCCCAACCACUCCAAGACCGAUUCCAACAACCACGCCAGCUCCGGUUUGCUAUCCCGGUUCAACGGAUCCUCGGUGUCCUAAACCAACUCCAACGACUCAGCCUCCCCUGCGGUGCUACCCAGGAUCAACUGAUCCUCGAUGCCCACAAACAACACCUCGCCCAGUGCCAACCACAACAUCUGCGCCACGUUGCUAUCCUGGAUCCAACGAUCCUCGUUGCCCAACCACUCCUAGACCAACAACAACUACACAACCACCACUACGGUGCUACCCAGGAUCGACAGAUCCGCGCUGUCCGCAAACAACUCCUCGCCCAGUGCCCACUACCACACCAGCACCACGUUGUUACCCAGGCUCAAAUGAUCCCAGAUGUCCUACAACACCCCGUCCCCCACCAACAACUCAGCCACCACUCCGUUGCUACCCCGGUUCAAACGAUCCUCGCUGUCCGCAAACCACAUCCCGCCCAGCACCAACCACUACACCGGCCCCUAGAUGUUUCCCCGGAUCGAACGAUCCUCGCUGUCCUACCACGCCAAGACCAACACUGCCACCAACACAGCCACCACUUCGUUGUUACCCCGGUUCGAACGAUCCACGCUGCCCGCAAACUACUCCUCGCCCGGUACCAACGACACGUCAACCGUGCUAUCCGGGUUCACUCGAUCCCGCUUGUCCGCGACCAUUUGUCCCAACCACGCCAUCCGCCUGCUAUCCGGGCUCACCCGAUCCCAACUGCCCACAGCCUUACCGACCAAGCAGCACUAAUCCUCCUGCUACUUAUUUGCCACCGUUCCCUGCCGAAUCGGGUGCCCGCUCAGCCCGACAUCUUAGCCCCGAAACGCUGAACGACAUUAACGCGCUGGCCGAUUCGACCGACGCUGUCGCGGAUGCUGCCGGUUCGGUGGCUGCAGAUGGGGAAGGUGCUGCCGAUUCAUCUUCCCUGACCGGUGUAGCAAGAACGAAGCGUGAUAGCAGCCUGUCGAACGAUUUGGACGGAGAACCGGCAAAGGAAAUCAUCUCCAUUACGCUCAACAUUAAGGGUUACCAGUUCGAGCCGGAUACGUAAGGACUCGAGCGUCACCUGCUGCCGAAUCACCUGCUGUCUGUCUGCAUAAUACUCAUCCGCGGGGAAAAUGAACCCCGCAAGCCAAUAUAUUCAACAACGUCAGCCAAACGCAAGUCACGCUACUUUCAGAAUUGUUCUUCAUCACCCGGUCAGGGUCUUUGUCUGUGCGCGUUGCGAUAGGAUGUAGAAAUCAUUGUAAAUAAAUUAAAUAAAAUUCUCCCCACCGUCCAAUCCAAUGGGCGGGUAUGGCUGUAAUAAUAAAACC